This is a messenger RNA of Rhopalosiphum maidis (corn leaf aphid), 963 nucleotides long. RefSeq names its product protein LTO1 homolog. Bases 511 to 939 code for a protein of 142 amino acids. Lineage: Eukaryota; Metazoa; Arthropoda; Insecta; Hemiptera; Aphididae. The record is from RefSeq and is a predicted model, not a curated record. The transcript has 2 exons.
UCGACCAUUAUGAAAAUAACCAUAGAAUUAUAAUUAAUGACUCGUAUCAAGUAUUCACUAUUCAGUAAUACAGUAUUUCAGUUACAGUCACUAGUCUGUACCCACAUAGAUUGUAAUAAAAUAAUAAAAUAUAUUCAAAACAAUUAAUGUUAAGUAAACGAUUAUACUUUAUUCCAUGCUGACAUAGUUAUUAGUGAAAUCACUCCACAGAUAUAGAUAUCUGUGAAUCACUCAAUCACAAAAUUUUAUUAAAUUUUAUUAGUGAUAAACGUAUUACUUAUUUAAGGCUUCUUAUGUUUUAAUAAUUUAAACUUAAAACACUAUCUUUUUUACGAUUUUACCCGUCCUCUUGGUAAUGUGUAGAGAUAUCAAAUAGUAAAUAUAAGUAUACCACAAUACUUUUCUCUAUAAUAUACUUUAUUGACAUUAAAUUGUAUAAUAUUAAAUUAGAGUCUUUUCCUUUAUUGAUUUUGAAGACAAUUAUGAAUGUAUUAAUUUAAAUAGGUUAUAAUGAAUGAUAAUACAUGUUUUGACUAUGAUAAUAUAAUUGAUGAAAUACUGAUGAGCGAAAAGUAUACAGCCGAAAAAUAUUAUAUUGAAGGAACUGAGAAGUCUUCUAAAAAUGCAUACAAGGAAGGUUUUACAAUAGGUUAUCAAAAAGGUUAUGAUAUUGGAUUAGAAAUUGGAUUUUAUGCUGGCAUUUUAGUUGGCAUCGAGAAACUAUACAAGUCAAAAAUAAUUAUACUUUCUGAAAAAGAACUUAACAUUUUACAAAAGCUUUCAAACUUCAUAGAAACAUUUCCUCAGAUAAAUGAUAAAAAUAUUAAUAUCAUUGAUCAAUAUAAUGAACUAAAAGGUUUAUACAAGAAAUUUUGUUUUAAUUUAAAAAUCAAAAAUUUAGACAAAACAAUUCUCAAUUUUUCAAAAUGGAACAAUUAAGAUCUAAAUUAGAAGAAGUUAUCA